Messenger RNA from Fulvia fulva, 1692 nucleotides. RefSeq lists its product as uncharacterized. The transcript is spliced from 4 exons. The record is from RefSeq and is a predicted model, not a curated record. Lineage: Eukaryota; Fungi; Ascomycota; Dothideomycetes; Mycosphaerellales; Mycosphaerellaceae. Gene Ontology annotation, biological process: transmembrane transport. Gene Ontology annotation, molecular function: transmembrane transporter activity. The coding region runs from base 1 to 1692 and encodes 563 amino acids.
AUGGGUUUGGGAGUCUUGAACGACCACAAGUUAUCGCACGUCCCUGGAACGGCGACACUUGAAGACCUCGAUCCUCUUGCGAGCGCAGCGCGAGGACACAACGUCAAGAAAGCCAAGGAUGGAACCAUCUUGGUGCCACAGCCCAGCGAUGAUCCAAAAGACCCCUUGAACUGGCCACUAUGGCGACGCGACUUGAUCUGCGGCAUCCUUUGCAUCCUGUCCCUUAUCGCAUCGACACUCUCGCCUCUUCUCGCUGCCAACACUCUGACAUUGACGCUCUACUUUCGUAAACCUUUCACCGAUAUCGCCUUACUGACAGGAUAUCAUCUCCUCGGCGUGGGCCUAGCAGGCUUUAUCUUCGUUGCAAGUGGACGAAUCUGGGGCAAGAGGCAUUUAUACAUCGGCGGAACGAUCCUGAUCGUGAUCAGCUCAGUAUGGGGUGGUGCCAGCGGCCACAACUACAACUCCCUCAUGGCAGCGCGCUUCUUCCAAGGUGUUGCUCUGGCGCCCUUCGAAGCGCUUGUCAACGCAAGUGUUGGAGAUCUAUACUUCGUCCAUGAGCGCGGUAAGAGAAUGGCAUUGAGCAACUUGAGCUUGUUCGGUGGAGCGUUCUUCACACCGGUCAUCGUGGGCAAGAUGACACACACCAUGGGCUGGCAAUGGACGUUCUAUUUCAUCGCCAUCUUCAGCGCAGCGCUCCUGCCUCUGGUUAUCUUCUUUUGCCCGGAAACAGCCUAUACUCGCGAUUCGUCGUACAACACCGAUACGUCCUGGGCCCGUAUGGGCGAGAAUUCCGACAGCCAGGAAUGGAAAGUGUCCCCAUCUCUCGAAGAGCAGAACCCGACCUCGUUCGACAAACCCAUGGACACGGACACGUACCAACACAACCACGAAGCCGGCUCUGCGCCCCACAACACCAUUCCCGCGUAUAGCUGGAGAAGCAGGGAGGCACUGAUGCCCUUCAACGGCCGCAAAACAGACGAAUCGUUCUUCAAACUCGUUCUCCGACCCUUCCCACUCUUCUUCCAUCCGGGAAUCCUCUGGGCCUGCCUCAUUCAAGGCGCCAUCAUUGGUUGGACAGUCCUAAUUGGAAUCGUCCUCGCCGCAAUCAUGCUUGGUCCCCCACUUUUCUUCAAUGAAGUCGAGACUGGGUACAUGUACACCGGCGCUUUCAUCGGGGCGGUAUUGGGCUUCGCUCUCGCCGGUUUAAUGUCCGACUGGUCCGCGAGGUGGCUGACGAGGAGGAAUGGGGGCAUCUACGAGCCAGAGUUCAGGAUGGUCAUCGUCAUACCCAUGCUCAUCAUUGGCUGUGCCGGGCUCUACGGAUUCGGAAUCACGGCAGACGACACUAGGAAGUUUGGAUGGUUCUGGCCGGACUUUUUCUUCGCUCUGGAAGUGAUGAGCAUGGUGCUGGGAGCUGUUGCAUCAGCUCUAUACAUCGUGGACGCGCAUCGGGAUCUUGCUGUGGAGGGCUUCACGUGUCUGCUGAUCUUCAAGAACAUCUUCUCGUUCGGCCUGACAUUCAGCGGGUUGGACUGGUUGGUGAAGGCCGGAAUCAAGCCGGUGUUCAUGUGGAUCAGUAGUGUGCAGGUCGUGAUUUGUUUGUUGACGAUUUUGAUGUAUAUAUUUGGGAAGAAGAAUCGAUCGUUCUUUGCGAGGCAUGACAUUCUGCAGAUUUGUCGAUUGAGAUAA